Messenger RNA from Biomphalaria glabrata, 1774 nucleotides. Its product is annotated as cysteine and histidine-rich domain-containing protein 1-like. The transcript is spliced from 9 exons. The record is from RefSeq and is a predicted model, not a curated record. The coding region runs from base 108 to 1073 and encodes 321 amino acids. NCBI's taxonomy places the organism in Eukaryota, Metazoa, Mollusca, Gastropoda, Planorbidae.
UCUCCCUUGUGCAUGCUCCAAUCCAGAAUUUUCGCGACUAUUGUUUACUUUAACUACACUCUACAGUUGCACUCCGGUGAAAAAUUCUUGAUAAUAUUUGUUUCAGAAUGGCCUGCGAACCAUUGUUAUGUUAUAAUAAAGGUUGCGGGCAAAAGUUCAAGCUCGAAGAAAACUCUGAAACUGCGUGUACAUAUCACCCUGGUGGUCCUAUUUUCCAUGAUGCAUUGAAAGGCUGGUCCUGUUGUAAGAAACGAGUGUCAGAUUUUACAGAAUUUUUAAAUAUAAAAGGUUGUAUAGUAGGACACCAUAAUAAUGUUAAACCAGUAGAACCAGAAAAACCUGAAAAACCUCCUGUCUCUACUAAAGAGCCAAUGUAUCAACUGGAAGUCAAGCCACAGCACAAGCCUCCUAUACCAGCAGCCAAAGAAAGACCUUCAGCGGAGGAGCCAAUGGUGGAGAUUAAGAAGACAGUGGGACCCUCGCUUAAAACACAGCUGGACAAACUUAGUUUGAAUGAUAGCAAUGAUGACUCUGCUCAAGAUGAUGGUGUAAUUAAACUAGGAACUGCUUGCAACAACAAAGGGUGUAAAGCACGAUUUGAAGGUGAAAGUAGUAAUGAAGAGACAUGCAUCUUUCAUCCUGGGAACCCAAUCUUUCAUGAAGGCAUGAAAUACUGGACUUGUUGCCAGAGGAAGACAUCAGAUUUUGAGGCAUUUUUAAAUCAAGAAGGCUGUGAGACUGGAUCUCAUAAUUGGCACAAACCAAAGGUGACUGAAGAGAAACAAGUUCGUGUUGACUGGCACCAGACUUCCUCUGUUGUUUGUAUUUCUAUAUUUGCUAAAGUAGCUAUUCCAGACAAGACAGUCAUCAAAGCCAACCGUGUGAAGUGUCAAGUGAGUGCUUUAUAUGAAGGUGGUACAAAGUUAUACCAGAAGACAUUUACACUCAGAGAGGCUAUUGAUCCAAGUUGCAGUAUUGUCAAAUUACUGGGAACAAAACUUGAAAUAGAACUUAAGAAAGCAGAAGCAUUUUCCUGGCCCACAUUAGAGCUCCCAGAAAAGCCAACAUCAUAAUUAAACAAGGCAUUUAUGGUAGUAUUUGUAAAUUUGGCAUUCAUUAGUUUUGGUGGCAUUUAAUUGUUGUAUGAUAGGUGAGGAGUUUUAGUACAUGAUAUUUCAAAUCUAAUAUUUGUUCAAUGUAAUACUAUUGGAGAUCUUGACUAUUAGUUAUAAAAUGAUAUUUAGCUUUAUAUUAAAGCACCAAGAGAAUGUCUCUUCAUUUUUAGAAAUGUCAUAAAAAUCUCUUUUAAAACUUUGUAAAUUGUAGUACUUCCAGAAGCAGCCAUUAGUUGGGAAAUCUCAUAUUUAUGCCCAUUCUUAACUGGUCAUUGGAAAAAAAAAGUUUUUUACGCUCUAAGUUUCAUCCUUAUUCUUGUACCUUGACAUUUUUAGAACAAAUAAACCUCCCAAAUAUUCUUAAAAGUCAUAUAGUUCAUUAAUGCAGGAGAAACAAUGUCAUUGUGUGAGAAAUUUUAAAAGAAAGUGAUGUCAACAUUGUAAUCAUUAAAACAUAUUUGAUGAGGUUGGAAAUUUACUUUUUAUUUAGUUUAUUAUGAAGGCAGAAAAAUUUUUAACGGUUGAGAUUGUUAAUUUAUGCAAAACUAUUUAAUGAUUAUUAUAAUCCACUUUGGAUUUGUCUGAAAUUUCUGUGGAAAAUUGUCAAUUUAUUCAUCAUUGUAUUAAAUAUUUUGGGUAUUAAAAACAUUGUAAACUGG